Messenger RNA from Arabidopsis thaliana (thale cress), 632 nucleotides. Its product is annotated as Plant self-incompatibility protein S1 family. The coding region runs from base 90 to 632 and encodes 180 amino acids. The record is from RefSeq and is marked reviewed. Gene Ontology annotation, cellular component: extracellular region. The transcript has a single exon. NCBI's taxonomy places the organism in Eukaryota, Viridiplantae, Streptophyta, Magnoliopsida, Brassicales, Brassicaceae.
CGAACAAAACGUCCAAAACCACUACCGUUUUUCUGUUGUUGUUAAACAAACACUCCCGUUUGUAUAAAACCUCAAAAACCAAAACAGAAAUGUUCAAUAGAGCAAUGGGGUUUGGGUUCAAGAUCGGAUCAAGAUUCCGAUUAGCCACCGCAUUCACAUGGUGCCUUCUCAUCGCAUCAGCGUGCUUUGCAUACACCGCAUCAGCAGCCCGGUUCGAGGUAAGAAACGAGAUCUCCAUAUACCCAGGACGGAAUCGUAGCCUCGCGAUUAACUGUUGGUCGUCGAAUAACAAAUUGGGCACGCAUGCUCUCAAACCAGGCCAAUCCAAAAGCUGGUCGUUCAAGCCAAUAUUUAUUAAGAUACCGUUUUUCUACACAUACUUUGAGUGCACGUUCUUCACCGCGUUUGGCUCGCCAUUUGGUCAGACAGCAACGGUUUUUGCCGGGGAGAGAUUAUUCAGGUGGCAAUGUGAUAAUCCGGAUGAGGAAGAGUGCAUUUGGGUGGUUAAGAGAGACGGGCUAUAUCUAAGGAGGAUCAAAAGAGACAAUAAAGGCCAAAGGCUCUAUGGAGAUGAAUUGAGAAUGGUUUGGAUCGGCGGUACUAAUUACCACCCUGUAAAAGAGGAUCCAUAA